CUACAACCUCUACCAUUGGAGAGAAGUUUUUGGAAAGCUACCUGUACCACAGAAUGUGAAAAUGCAUACCAUCAAUUUUAAAAAUCUGCUUCAGUGGAGCCCAGUAAUCUACCACAAAGGCAAUGUUAAUUAUUCAGUAGAGUACCAAAGCUAUUAUGAUAAAGAUUUUAAAAAACACGCCCAUUUUAAGAAAGGCUGCACAAGCAUCACAAUGACAGAAUGCGACUUGUCCAUGCUAUCCAUUAUGGUUGGUUAUUACCUGCGUGUAAGAGCUGAAUACGAAAAUGAGACAUCGGAAUGGGCUGUUAUCGAUGAAUUUGAACCUUCUGUACAUACUGAAAUUGGACCGCCUUCAGUGGUUGUGAAGCCAAGGUUAGAUAUGCUCGAUGUCAACAUCAUUGGACCCGUAAAUGAGAAUAAUUACAAAUCCAUGCAAGAAUAUUUUCUCGACAUGGCUUACAAAGUGUCUUACUGGAAAGUUGGAGAGGAAGAAAAGGUUGAGAGUAUUAACACUAAUCAGAAGAUGACAACCCUCACAAAUCUUGAAGCUUGGACCACCUACUGCCUGAAAGUGGAACCUGUCUUGCAUAACAGAAAAACACACCCAAGUUCAAUUGUCUGUGGAACUACAAUGGAUAAUGGUAGAGUUCCAGUGUGGCAAGUGAUUGUGACUCUUCUAGCAUCUAUGUGUGUUGUUUUUGGUGUGACGAUGGGAAUUUUCUACUCAUCACAUUAUAUUCACAAGGCUGUCAAACAUAGUUUCCAACCUUCCUACAAUCUCCCCGAGCACAUAAAAGAGUACCUGAAAGAACCUUCACUGACUUCUCAAUUUCUGCUGCCCCCGCCCAGUUUGUAUGAAGAAUCAUUUGACAAACUAAGUAUUAUUUCAGACAUCCAACAGAGUUUUGAUAACAUAAACAUUGACAUGAAUACAAAUAUGGAAAUGGUCGAGAAACAGCCGUGAAGGAGGAAAGUCCAACGACUGAUGAUGGAGAAGAAGUCAAAGGGGUGCAAAAUAGUACCAACAGCAAUCUUUAUGGAAGAAUACAGACUCUGACAGAUAAUGUUACUUGAGUGAGUCAAAGCUGAAGAGAUGUUGAAAGAAAAUGUCACACAUACAACUUACACUUCUCUGAAAUCUUUGUGAAGAUUUAGUUCUGUAUAUUUCCUUCAGUUGUACAUGAAGUUAACAUCCUGUGUGUCUGCAUAGCUUUCUUUCAUUUCCUCUUCGGCGAACCACGGAUAUUUCUUGCAAAUUUCAGUAAAGCUGGGAAAGUGUUAUUCAUUAUAUUUUAGUACUAAAUUGAUGAUUUGAAUGUU
This is a messenger RNA of Chiloscyllium plagiosum (whitespotted bambooshark), 1320 nucleotides long. The record is from RefSeq and is a predicted model, not a curated record. NCBI's taxonomy places the organism in Eukaryota, Metazoa, Chordata, Chondrichthyes, Orectolobiformes, Hemiscylliidae.